AUGUAUGCCUCUCAGCAGCCCUCGACCUACUCCUACCCACCCGGCGUCACGCUGGGCCCCUCAGCGGGGCUUCCUCUUGGUCAGAGUGUUAUCUGUCCUGAACCGUCUCUAUUUCAGACCGUGCAUCCCCAGUUUCAUUUCGUGCCUUUCAAAUCUAACUUUAUCUUGUCCUUCAUCACAGGCUCUCCUGUUCAGCAAGCUUUUGGCCCAGCACCCGUCAAUUUGGGCUCGAACAACCCCUUCAGGAACCGUGCCCUAUCGCCGUCUGCCAGCUCAUUCGCAUCGGCCAGCGGUCAAUCCGAACGGCGAACCUCAACGAACCCCUUUGAAGAGGACUCGUUUUCACCGCAGUCAGCCCCGGUCGUAGGGGCAACCAUGGCGUCCCAAGACAUGUCGUCGAACACCCGCGAGCUCUUUGAAAACCUCUCGAUAAACCCCGCUCCCCAGAACACGGGUUACAGACCUGCCCCGCCCCGCCCGGAGAAGCCUGCACAGAAUGGGUAUUCCACCAACCGUGUGCCUCCGCCGAGGGAACGCACAGAGCGCCGCGAAAACGAUUCGCUAGACAUCUUUGCUGAUCCCCCGAAGACAAGCAGUGGCGCUAGGUCUGGUCAGAGAGACCGGAGACCUCGUCGCAAUUCGGAGUCAUCGAUCAUGGAACGGACUCCCAAGCCCGUGGACACCGAGGAGGAGAGACGGCGUCGCGAGCGACGACGCCGGGAGCGGGAGCGGGAGGCUCGCCAUAAGGAUGGAAAGGAUGUCAAGGAUGUCAAGGAUGCAAAGGAUGGAAAACACAGAUCGAAGAAGUCCAACUAUCACAUGGAUAUUAUCGACAAGCUGGAUGUGACCAGUAUCUAUGGCACAGGAAUGUUCCAUCACGAUGGGCCUUUCGAUGCCUGCAAUCCUAACCGUAACCGCAAGGGCGUGCGCACUGCACCGAUGCAGGCAUUCCCCAAGGACUCGGCCAACAUGGCCCUUGGGGGAUCAGGACCCAACAAUUCCAACAUUGAUCUCAAUUUGUUCCACGGGCGCACGGAACAAGGCUAUAACGACUUUGCCGCAAGCGCUGCAACGGAUCCUCGUAGAAGCGAAAACCCGAACUUCGAUCCAACCACCCGCAUUGAGCCAAUCCAUGGAGCGGAGAGCAUGGGUCUGGGAACCAGCACCUUCCUGGAAGGUGCCCCCGCAAGCCGGGCGGACAUUCAGCGCCGUGGAAGUGGACAUGAUGGUUUGAACGGUGGAGGCGGACCGAGCGGGGGUGGCUUGCAGCGCAAGAAGAGUUUGGCCCAACGACUUCGAGGAAUGAACAAGCCCUCGAGUGGCCGGGUGGUAUCUCCAGAGGGCUCCUACACCCCAGCUGUACCCACUGGCUCUGGCCACAUUGGAACUAUCCGUGCCAAUGAGAAGAACCCUUUCUUCCAGGAUUAUGAUGACGCAUGGGAAAAGAAGGGCGCCCAAAUCAACAUGUCCGAAGAAGCCCGCGGCACCAGCGGCGCGCGGGCUCGUUCAUCCAGCAGUCCCAAGCAGCCCACCGGAUUGGAGCGCAGGUUCACCAAUGAACGAUCCUACACCGGAUUUGAGGAGGGCAAGAGUAACGGUGGCGGCGGCGGCGGGUUCAUCAAUCGCAUGAAGAGUCUGAGAAAGCCCCGGCCUGAGAGGCGUAUCAGCAACGACUGA
Molecule: messenger RNA, 1677 nt
Organism: Aspergillus ibericus CBS 121593
Lineage: Eukaryota; Fungi; Ascomycota; Eurotiomycetes; Eurotiales; Aspergillaceae
Product: Pal1 family protein
Exons: 4
Coding region: 1-1677 (558 amino acids)
Cellular component (GO): cytoplasm
Source: RefSeq, a predicted model, not a curated record